This is a messenger RNA of Eriocheir sinensis (Chinese mitten crab), 4214 nucleotides long. RefSeq names its product zwei Ig domain protein zig-8-like. Gene Ontology annotation, biological process: synapse organization. Lineage: Eukaryota; Metazoa; Arthropoda; Malacostraca; Decapoda; Varunidae. The coding region runs from base 235 to 1209 and encodes 324 amino acids. The record is from RefSeq and is a predicted model, not a curated record. The transcript is spliced from 8 exons. Gene Ontology annotation, cellular component: neuron projection membrane.
GCCCGCCGUCGUGGUGUGUACGUCGGAGGUGUAUCUGCUUAUUUAUUAUUCAGUCAGAAAAUUCGUAUGAGGCAUUACAGAGUGAAUACGAUGUGAUAGCUGUGUUCUACAACGUUCUAAGAAAGCUUAUGAAUAUCUGUUUAUUAUAAUAUUUGUUGACAAACCAAAAAACAAAAUAUGGUGACACUUUAAAAAGCCUGUCCAGUGUCGUUGUUGUGAGGAGUCAUCAGGAACAUGACACGGAAUUCAGAGCAAGAGAGGCAGGGCGUCAGUAUGGACUCCCCCGUGAGAACUAUGUCUACAGUGGGGUCAGCCAGUAUAGGAAAAGUAACUGGUGUCCUGACGCUGUUGAUUCUCCCAGUCACAAGCUUCUUCGUCUAUAACGAUAAACCCGAAACCCCUCAGCGAAUGUGGGACCCUGAAAAAGGCGUCCAGUCAUUUCUUGGUCUAGGAAUGAUGGCCUCGAACUUCGGAAACAUGACGGUGUUGAAUCAGACUGGGCAACUGGGUUCCACUACUUACCUCCACUGCCAUGUUCGCAAUUUGGCCAACAAACAGGUUUCAUGGAUCAGGCGACGUGACUAUCACAUCCUCACCUCAGGCCUGCACACCUACAGUUUGGACGAGCGCUUCAGUAUUGUCCGCUCAGAGGAUGGUGUCGACUGGGCCCUGCAGAUCAGGUUCCUACAAAAGCAUGACGAGGGAACCUAUGAAUGUCAGGUGUCGACGCCAACGGGGCGUUACGGGUACCUUCUGCACCUGUAUGUGGUGGUGCCAGAGGCUGUCAUCAAGGGCCCGGCAGAGCUACACCUGCAGCAUGGAUCCACAUUCUCUCUUGUCUGUAACAUUCAAGGCGGCUUGACACCACCCCAGUUCAUCUUCUGGUUCCACAACAACAAGAUGAUCAACUACGACCAGUCCCGCGGAGGCGUCACUGUUGCCAUGAUCUCAAGGAACCCUGCCGUCUCCAGGAUCACCAUAAGAGAUGCCACCUUUACUGACACUGGGAACUACACCUGCACCGGUAACAACAUCACUCCCGCUUCCAUCAUCGUGUUUGUUUCUGAAGGUCACUUCAAGACAGCAGCUAUUCAGCGUCUGGAGUCAAGCGCGAUCACCGUGAUACAACUGAACAGCAUAAGCAUCCUAUCUCGGCUGUUUGCUGUGAUGCUGGUUUGUUUGGUGAACGUAUUUUACAAGGGAACUUGAUUCAUGCUGGGUGAUACCUUAUUUGCCCUGAAAUUCUCCUCACCACUCUAUCAGUACAGGAGAGAAUUCUGGCUCAAAUAGUGUUAAUUGAUGUUUCCGUGUCAAGACUGUAUUACUGUUUUAAUAUUAGUUUUACGUAAAUGUUAUAGUAAGCAUUUUUGGAAUGUGCAUAAAUUUCUGCUAACAGAACAUGAUGGUUUAUCAAAUGAUACAAAAUGCUUGGUGUUUCAGCUAACAUAUUGAUGACCUGUAGUUUUCUGCGUUCACUAGGGAAAGACUUUUUUUUUCUCUCUCCGCUGUACGACAUUGAUUUCCGUAAUAAUGUAACUGGAGACCAAGGACCAAUAGAUACUCUCAACGCACAAUUAUUUCCCCAUUUAAUAUGUACAAUAACUUGGAAGACGUUACACUAUACACUAUUAUGAAAAGAAUACUGGAAUGAAUUACGAUAAAAGGGCAUUAUAACUACUGCUAUAAUAUGUUGUAAUAUGACAUUUUAUAUUGCCUUUAUCUGUUGUAAUACCAUAAACACUAUUGUCUUUUCCCGUUGUUACACUUAAAAGCUAUUGACCGUAUCCAUUGUCAAAGAGUUACAAUUGCCGUGGUUGUAUAGUAAUAUAUAAUUUUUUUAUUAACACAAUUCAUAGUAAUACCAUAACUACUAUCGUCCGUAUCAUACCAUAUUUACUAUUCUACCUAUCAUUGUCCAAUCAAAAUUACUAUCGUCCGUAUCCGUAUCAUACCAUAUUUACUAUUCUACCUAUCAUUGUCCUAUCAAAAUUACUAUCGUCCUUACCCAUAUCAUAUUUACUUAUCUACCUAUCAUUGUCACAUCAAAAUUACGAUCGUCCUUACCCGUUGCAUACAAUAAUUAGUGUUCUGAGAAGCAUUGAGGGGUGACGUCAUGACAGCCGAAUAUGUGAGAUGGCUUGCAGACAUGUUCAGGAACCUUGAAAGUUAUUUGCCAUUAGGCCCACCUCAGUUUUUAUAAUCAACAUACACACAAGAUUAUCUUCCUCAACUCCAACUUCCUAUUUCCUAAACUACAGUCUUUCAUCCACUCUAAUCACACCUCAAGGAAUGGGAGAGGAGACCUGUCAUAUCAAUGGUGGGUUUCACUUAAAACCUGGUAGCAGCGGGGAUCAUGUUUCUUAAUGGUCCCUCCAAGCGAGAAAAAUGAGAAAAAAUCACCCCUCACACAAACCAUUUCAUAAUAUUUAUCAAAGCAUUUGUGAUCAGAUUAUGUAUCAUCUGUUUUGUAUUUUGGGGGGUUUAUAUCAUGGCACAAAUUUGGCCCAUCGCUGGUACACGGUAAAGCCACAAAUUUGGUCCGUCGCUGCUACACGGUAAAGCCACAAAUUUGGCUCGUCGCUGCUACACGGUAAAGCCACAAAUUUGGCCCGUCGCUGCUACACGGUAAAGCCACAAAUUUGGUCCGUCGCUGCUGCACGGUAAAGCCACAAAUUUGGUCCGUCGCUGCUACACGGUUAAUAAGAUUGAUGAGGAAGAUUUUCAUGUAUGUGUCCAAAAUAUAUAAAAAAAUGGUAAGUAAAUCGAAUUAUGGAAAUAAAGAUAUUGAACAAGAAAUUUGCAGAUCGAGUACUUUUUUUUUUCUCUCUCCCCACCUUUCUAUCCUUCCGCCCCCCUCACUCCUUUUUUUCAUUCUCAGUCUCAUCCUUUCGUCUCAUUUCAGGAGAGAGAGAGAGAGAGAGAGAGAGAGAGAGAGAGAGAGAGAGAGAGAGAGAGAGAGAGAGAGAGAGAGAGAGAGAGAGAGAGAGAGAGAGAGAGAGAGAGACAGACAGACAGACAGACAGACAGACAGACAGACAGACAGACAGACAGACAGACAGACAGACAGACAGACAGACAGACAGACAGACAGACAGACAGACAGACAGACAGACAGACAGACAGACAGACAGACAGACAGACAGACAGAGAGAGAGAGAGACAGAGACAGAGACAGACACAGAGAGAGAGAGAGAGAGAGAGAGAGAGAGAGAGAGAGAGAGAGAGAGAGAGAGAGAGAGAGAGAGAGAGAGAGAGAGAGAGAGAGAGAGAGAGAGAGAGAGAGAGAGAGAGAGAGAGAGAGAGAGAGAGAGAGUUAUGGCGGAUAUAAAGUAGAACGAAAAUGGGAAAAAUAUGCAGAAGCUAAAACAAAAGGAACGAAGGCUUUGGGAGGGUUGGAGAAAUAUAAAAUCUUAAGAAUAUUAUUAUUUUUUUUACUGAAUAAUGCAAGAAGAGUUGUAUUCUGUUAAACUUAAUUAAAUGUAUCAACAACAACAUUCAUUUGGUUUCAGAUCCAUUCACUCGGUUAAUGGCUAUCGAAUAUCUUAAUAUCCGUAAGGAAAUUCAUCAGCCAGGAUGUUUAUAUAUAAUUGGUUGAUUGAUCGUUUAGUGUUGCAAGAAAACAACAAAGGAGAAGGGAGGAGCAUGCCAUCCCAACCCCCAGGCAGGACAGAGUGUGAUUAUACAACGAAGGAUACAUGUGGAAGUAGCACCAGGAAACUAAAAAGAUACAAUGGUACAAAGGUUUACAUAAAAAACUAAGGACCAAUAAGAAAAUGAGCAUGCACGCAUCCAUGACAACAAAGAUGGGAGGAAUCCUAUACCAAUACCAAAUUCUCAGAGGGGUGUUGUAAAUCAUAGGCCGAAAAGUAAUGGAGGGUUUUUGCUCAUAUUGUUUUGAUUUUAAAAACAUUUAAGACAGUAUAAUACACAAGAAAUCGUAAUACUCUGGCACUGCUUAGUCUUAAAGGGGAAAACACCAAUAAUUACAUUUGGAGUGAAAGUCAAGACGCAGGCAACGACGUCCCAAGGGGCAAUCUCACACCCUCGUUACCCGCGGAGAUAGAAGUGGAAGACAUGGCGCGCGGCGAAGUAAAAGGUGAAGCCACAGGAGCCAUAUUGAGGUUGCUGUGAAGUAGGUGGUAGGUCGGACCAGUCGCGCGCAGUGGCGAACCUUUAACAUUUGGCGCCAGGCGCAGUAUACUGACCACCGGUGC